Molecule: messenger RNA, 5117 nt
Organism: Orbicella faveolata
Lineage: Eukaryota; Metazoa; Cnidaria; Anthozoa; Scleractinia; Merulinidae
Source: RefSeq, a predicted model, not a curated record
UUCCCAGAGAAUGCAGAACGAAAAAUAAAACAAAAUUGUUUUGAAAAACAAGGGAAACCUUUUCCUGUCAUGUUCGAUUUUCCUAAUUUACAGAAAUACUGUGUUUAUCAAUCAAGGACAGCUGGCUUGGCUAUUUCGAGGGAUUUAGUCGAAAACAAUAAACAUCUUGAGUGGUUUGGCUAAUAAAUUUCGAUUUUAGUUACAUUUACCUGUUACCAAACGAAAACAGCUCACUGUGACGAUGCCACGUAAAGAAAGCAUUGAACUGUGCGUUACCUCUGCUGCACAAAAAAUGCGUGCAUCAACAGUUUUUAGCGUGAAGAUAACAAAAGAAAAUGAAAGUCGCUUCAGAGAGGAAUCAGUGGAUAUAUUUAGAGUGAAAAACGCUGCAAAGCGCUCAUUUUUGUGCAAGGAUCGACGCGAAUUUGGUUCACUUCAAUCCACAUUAAGAGAUCUCCAAAAAACUAGCGAAACCAGGAUAAAAGAAUAUGAAGAUAACAAACGGAAUCUGCAUUGGGUUCUGUACAAUCUACGCCACGAGAAAACAGGUAAAUAGGCAACUGGUUCAAAGAGAAAAUGCAUCAUGCAAACUAUGGCUCCGUCCACAAUACGCCAGAGAAAUAUCAAAACGCAGCUUUAUUUGCACGGUUUAUUUCUACACUAAUUCUUCACGAAAACGGAGCUUUUCGAAAACUUUCUUCAAACCAGAUUAAACCAUUUUAAAGACGGAACUUUUCGAAAACGACGAUGUUACGAUUACCAUGUGAGUUUUCCCGAAACACAAAUCCAAAAUAACCAGUGAUUGUUGCGUUUUCAAACUUCUCCGGCUUACGUAGUGUGGACGGAAAACAUUUGAUGCGCGUUUUCAGAGUGAAACCUCCGUUUUCAAAUUUCUUGGGCAAAGUGUGGACGCGGUCUAUGCCGUCUUUUAUGGAUAAUUCAGGUGACUAAAUUCUUCAACGAAAUUGUAGUCAGGUUUUAACCAACAGACUAACUAAGCAAUUUAUCUUGUUCCAUUGUGAUGUGCUGAGAAAAAAAUCAAACUCUCGCGCUUUAUAAGAAGCACGGUUGAGCGAAAUGACUUUCGUGCUCAAAAGUGAAAGAUUUUGGGUUAAUUAGUUAUUCCGGUGGGUGUUAAGUUUGUUAACAUCUUUCCCAAAUCAUGAUCCAAAACCAUUUCCGAUCCAUAAACCCAUGUACUGAUUUGCAUCCAACGCCAAACACUGAAACAUUUUAAGCCCGCCUAGUCUGAUAGAUAAAAGUUACACCUACAUUAUUGAGCUUAAGGAAUCUGACUGACUCGCGCCCUGUUUACAAUAAAUUGUUUUUCUUCAAUGCUAUACCUGAACCCAUUCGACACAAAAUCGGAAAUUGAAUUAGCAGGAUAAACGAAAUCGCAAGCAACGGAAGCUCGGCAGAUCUAGGAGAUUUGUUGCGGAAUUCUCUGCCGUCUUAAUAUGCGAGAGGCGGCGACAUAUUCUCGUUGCACGCUAAAAGCCUUUACUUGUUUAGUUCUGAAUGUUUACCGACAUAACAGUUUUUCCUGAUAUUAUAUAUUGCAUGAUUGCAUGUAUGGAGAUGAGUAACAAUGCAAUUGAAAUAUUCAUGAAUUUAAUCUUAACACUUAACUUUAAUUACCAAAAGUGUUACCAUUAUAUUAAUUCUAAAUUUAAAUUUACUCAGUGAGACAGUGAAAGAAAUGAUGAAAUGGAUAACUCUUUCCCGUAACUAAUGACCAUUCCGUGGUAAACAUGUUGAAAAUUUUCGCGUCUAUAUUAAACUUCGGAGUCCAGGGGUCCUUUUAUCGGAGUGCUACUUUAAAACAGCCAUUACGCAUGUUUGGGUCCCGUCGAUUUUUGCACUUACCAACACCAUUCAAGUGCUACUUUCAAUCCACAUACAAAAGAGACAUUGUGUACCUCAUUAAAUUAGCGAUAAUGGAAUUUCCACAAGCCGUAUAUAAGAAUCUUACCCGGCUCUCUGGACCAAUUUGCGCAAAGCAUAUGGAGACGAGUAUUUAUGCUUAACCGGUUCUAGAAUCAGUUUUAAACUCACAUUUCCUGAGGGAUUACUCAGAAAAAAGUGGUGACAGAGAUUGAAAAGUGUUUUAUGUUGCUAAAAGCUUGCAAAAUUCACUCCUUUAAGCUGAAAAAUCCACGCGUUUAUAAUACAUGUAAAUAGAUCGAAGUGUUUUCAUUAUUUCAAUUAAACGCUUUUAAAAAGUGUUUUUGCGAUUUCUUUUCUCGCUUUCCGCGCUGCUUUCAGUUCAGAUCACAAAACAACACAUACAACUAUUCAACCGGCCAAUCACAAUAUAAACGCUUUCUUCUCUCUAUGAAGCAAAUUAGCACUCUAUGGGACAAGACUGAAGUACAUCUACGCGAAAAUUUUCAAAACUUAUCAAUGCUGUUUGAGUAUGUCUUCCAGUAGACAAGCGUAUGUUCUGCCUAGCGACAGUAUCGCUGACACAACAAGAAGGCUAUGUUAUGGGAAGAUUCGUAGAGAAAACACUGCCUUGCUACGAACCAUUGAAGGGUUGAACGAAGAAGAGGAAAUCCGUAAGAGGAGACAUAGAGACGAGAAAAGCAACCUUCAACAGAUAAUAUAUCACUUGAAUUAUCAAAGAGAAGGUAAAGGAGAAAACUUAAACUGAAACGGCUCAGGUCAAUUUCUCAAACCGAAUGGUGUGAGACCAGCAAUUACGGGUGUAAUUUUUAAAAGCCUCAGUAGUACUUAAAGGCAUUCGGUUCACCUCGGGAAAUGUUAUGUUUCGAAAAGCCGUGCUUUCUCUGCAGGGAUGAUUUGAUCAGUAGUGUGGUUAGAAAAUGAAAAAGGAGAAAAUAAAUGGAAUAGUAGCAGCUUAUGACAGAUUAACAUUUCGAGGUAUUACGGAAGACUAGAGCCUCAAACUAGCUCACUAUGAUAAACUAAAGAAGCUAUUUCUGUGACCUUUUGCCGUAAGGAAUUCGAAGUUGCCUUUUUUUUUCUUGUUCCUCAUUCCUAUUCCAUGCAGAAGAUACGCCCAACGUGAUUUUUUGUUUAGUUAUUUUUUUUUUAAUCAGUUGGCAAGAAUUCCAGUUGGUGCGUAAGGGCAUACCUCAAUUUUAGGGCCAAGAUUAUGGUUCGCACAAAUGGCGAACGAUUCAAUUGCACUCAUUACCAAGCCAAUUUGAUAACUAUGUACCAAAACCAGGAACGCUAGUAAAGACCUAUAUCCGACCUUAAAAUUUCUCAAAACGAAUUUUACAAGAACUGCAUAGAAUACAGAGAAGAGCAUUGGAAUUGAAACUGACCUUACCAAAUCCUCUACAGGUUUGUCCCCUUCGGGAAGCAUAAUUGCUGGUGAUACACAUCGCCUCGCUUCCACGCGCGGAAUGCAAGCUGAGAGUGACUGUCGUGAGAUAAAGAGCAUACGCCGGCCCCUUGCACCCCAGAGCACUAGAGAUCAUGGAAACAGACCUGCUUUGCGACCUAACCUGCAAUCCAAGGAGGGCUCCGUUAUUCCUCGAGCAGUCGAACGCGAGAUUCUCAAACGACAAACUAUGCGUUUGAAAACCAAAGACCAGAAGCGACAAGAAGGCGUGAAACAAAGAGAAAUGCAGCUGGAAGACAUGGUGGGUGUGUACACCAGGAUAAACAUGGUGAAGGGAAGUUUAAAUUACAACGGAAAGCCGAGACAUAGCACAGAUGAAACCAAAAUAAGUGGUGCGUAUAUAACAUCCGGCUGGAAAUAUCGGUAUAAUUCAAGUUCUGUAGAAGUCGAGCUGGCUGCAGAGAGCUUGUCGACAAAAGAAGCUGGUUGGGACCUGCGCGACAGCACUUAUAAAGUAUUUCUGACAAAUGGUAGCAAACAUAAGGUUGUUCCGUCAGUGCAAGAUAAGGUAAAGAAAGUGUCCAGUAUUAUUCCAAAAGAAUCUAGAAAUAAUGUGAAACGAAGGUUAACAAUACCCAGAGUAAACAACGUGGUUCAUGAAGCAGCAAACCUGAGUGAUUAUAAAGAUAGCGAAACAGAGGAAUUGGAGCACUCUAAAGGUUAUAAGGUGCUUCCUUGUGAAGAAUUGAAGGAAAAUCGAAAAGGAACAUUUGAGAAGAUUUCUGCGCGAAUUGAUGCAGUAGAGGAGAUCGCCGACGAAGUAAACGAUACGAAAACGAGAGAAAACGGCCACGAAUUUGCGAGAGUUACUUCAGAAAAAACAUCAAACUCCUCGGGUAAAGCCUUUGGAGAAAGUGGUGCUAAAAGGUGGGUUUGUGCUGUCAAGAACAAAGUCCUUCUGCCGUUGAGAUUUCGGCCACAAACAACUGCAAGACGUGGAAACAGAACGGAUUUACAAGCUUCAGAUCGCAGGGAUAGUUAUGUCAAAGAUAGCGACAGUAUCACGAAAGCAAAUAUAAGGGAAAAGACAUUGAUGCCUCCAACUGAGGAGCACAAUGCUAUGGUUGAGGAGAAACCCAGUUCAUUAAGUGCCGGCAAGUUGCAAAAACUGAUAAGAGAGAAAGUGCUCAGCCAAUCACAGAAGAGUAACAAGCGAGCCAAUAAGAAAUCAGUGCUGCUCGCCGACUACAUGUGCACGCUCCAGAAACACAUGGGGAUCAAAGAUGAGGUCCUAGAAAGUAAUUCCCCUGAUUUCAGCGGAACGCCGUUCAUAGCGGCAGAAAAGAGAUCCAGGUACGAAGACGAGCAAGAUAGAGAACCUCGAGCGGUCGAUAGGCGGUUAGAAAUCCUACAAAGGCAGAUUGUCAGGCUUCCUGGCUCAUUCACAUUACUAGAUAGUGACUUGCUAGAAGAUUGACGAAAAUUAUUCUGUGACUUGCACCUGUGUAUAAAGGCAUCCUAAGGCUGGAGGAAAAAGACCAUUUGAGAUAGGAUUUUGUUUAAUUUUAUAUGUGCAACAUAGUUUGGAUCGUACGCGCUCUGUAUCGCAUCAGCUCAAAGUAAUCAGUGCUUUCGGAGUACACUGUAAAACACUGAAAAUCACUUUCUAUUGGUUUCUGUCGUACUGUUUUACUCGUGAAAACAAAUCUAAUAUAUUGAAGCCAAAGUCAUGUAUUACUAUCAUUAAACAAUCCAGUCAUUAAUUUCGUGAACAGCUACGAAAUGUAGGAAACACUCGACUACG